GCUCUCUUUGCAGUUCUAUUGCAUUAACUGCAAAAGGCGGUUGUUCAGCUGUAUUGUCCAUGAUGGGUGUCGUCUGUGUUUAUGCUUACAACAUACCAGAGGGCAAGAGUGGGCAGCAGGUGGUAGACAGUCUACAAAAACAGAUGGAUAUAAUCGGCGCAACCAAGACGGGCAACUUCUGUGUGGACUGUGAAACAUACCAGUCUCAUCCGCAAAAUGCUCAACAGAGGUCCAUACACAUCCUACACAACAGUGAGCAGCCAGCGACCUGUUUUUCUGUGCUGGACUCCGGGACUGUAUUAGUGUCUGAUAUGUUAUUUGACUUAAUUAUGAACACGAUGACUCAAGCAAAGUCAGGACGUGAAGGAUUCUUCCAGCAGAGAAAAGGUUUUAAAAUAGAAUCUCGUGGCCAGCGAUAUGAAUUGGCAGACUUUGUUAUUAAGAUUGGUUCUGUGUCCCUGAUGGCAAACUUUAAAGGCGUUCUCAUAGAGGUUGAAUAUUGUCCUUCUCAAGUUCCGGGUGAUUGUUGGAAUCUGAUGAAGGAAAUUUUACAGAGCAUUGUGGGUAAUACAGCUGAUACUCCACCAUCAUACAUAAAAACUAAAAUGGACUCUCUAUACACUCCUGCAGACACUAUCAACCAGUACCUGGAGCACUUCAAUGCCUUCAGAAAAACUGCCACUCCUGGGCAGCAGAACAGAUGAUGGCAGUUUCUCCAGUUCAAAUUCAAACGAAAUAAAAGUAUGUUAAAGAACA
Mizuhopecten yessoensis (Yesso scallop) is the source of this 756-nucleotide messenger RNA. RefSeq names its product mediator of RNA polymerase II transcription subunit 20-like. Gene Ontology annotation, cellular component: mediator complex. The transcript has 4 exons. Lineage: Eukaryota; Metazoa; Mollusca; Bivalvia; Pectinida; Pectinidae. Gene Ontology annotation, molecular function: transcription coactivator activity. Bases 60 to 704 code for a protein of 214 amino acids. The record is from RefSeq and is a predicted model, not a curated record. Gene Ontology annotation, biological process: regulation of transcription by RNA polymerase II.